AUGAUUAUUAUUCGAUGUUGGAUGGAGCACCUUAUCAAUUGUGCUUUUGAACGUGCAGCUUUUUUCAGAGUUGUAUUUAAUCCCGAAAUGAUUAAUUUAUUGUUCGAUAACGACAAAGCAAUUCCUCUUCAAUUUAACAUUCAGGACCCAUAUCUCAUAACUGACAAUAAUACAAUAUUUGAACAUUUUUGGAAAUUUGCUUUCCAUCAUUCAAUCAUUCCAGAAUCUCUUAGUUUUUGCUUUAAUCAGUCAAAUUUUUCAGAGCAACAUAUUAAUAUUUUAUUCAAUUUUUUAAUAAAUGAAAGCAAUAAAUUAACAGAAGUAUAUUUUUCAUUUUAUGGACCUCCACGACUUUAUGAGCUUAUUGUUGAAUAUGUAGCAACAUCUAGAGACUGUUCAAAGAUGGUGGAUUUUAUUAAAUUCAAUUAUUACAAUGCCACAGGUUUACCAUUAAGCGAGAGAGCAAGAAUUGUUGAAAUUGAACAACUCGGUGAUCGAAAAUUAACAAAAUACCAAAUUGUCAAUAUUUACAAUCAAAAAAAGAUAUUUUAUUUUUGCAGUGUUAAAGGGAAAAAUGGAUUAAGUAUUAUGUUAUCCUCAAGAAAUGUGGAAAAAUGGAGUUAUUAG
This is a messenger RNA of Meloidogyne enterolobii, 627 nucleotides long. Lineage: Eukaryota; Metazoa; Nematoda; Chromadorea; Rhabditida; Meloidogynidae. The record is from the annotation of a GenBank genome assembly.